This is a messenger RNA of Clunio marinus, 4355 nucleotides long. The record is from the annotation of a GenBank genome assembly. NCBI's taxonomy places the organism in Eukaryota, Metazoa, Arthropoda, Insecta, Diptera, Chironomidae.
AUUCGACUGAGCUUGUUUGAUCCAGCAACAUCUUUUGGCUGAUUAUAAACCUUAAAUAUCAUCAGAAAAGAAUACUCAAGAUAAGUGUGAAUUAUAAAACAUAAAUAAAGCAAAUUAUUUGCUUUAUCAUAGUUUGAAAUAAAAUAAAAAAAGUGAAAAGUUGCAUCAUCAAAUCCACGAGGAAAGAAAGGAAAUUUCUCGAAUAACUAGUGAAUAGUGGUAGAAAAAUAUAGAUUAAUCACAAAGUGGAAUAUUGCCUGACUGCUAAAGUCCAUUAGACAAAACGAAACAGGAUAAAAUGACUACAAAUAUAAUGAAUAUGGUUCAUGAGACCAAAUACGAAACCUUAUUUAAUAUUACGGAGAAAGACUUAAUUUGAUUUUAAUUGGAACAAUCAGCUGAUUUGUUGAUUGAACACUAAUUAAAUAAAUUCCUAUCUUCUUUCUUCACGUGUAAAUUAUGUGUAAAAAAUCAAAAAAUUCCUGAAAUAUUUUCAACACUCAGUGAUAAUAGUAAAAAUAAUAAUAUAAUAAUACUACUACUAAAUAACCAUCAGACUCAUCGCUCAAACUAAUCUAAUUUCAAUCAAAUAAAUAAAUGAGUAAAAUGUCAACACCAGCCAUGAAACCACCAGCACCAAUCACACCACCUCCACCUCAACCAUCAACUGGAUCUCUUUCCCCCAAGAAAGUGGGCGGUAAAUUUAGCUUAUUCUCUCAUAUCAAAUACGAGCACAUGGUUGCAGGAAUAUCAGGUGGAGUAACAUCGACAUUAAUUUUGCAUCCUUUGGACCUUAUCAAAAUACGAUUUGCUGUUAAUGAUGGUCGUACAGCCGCGCCACAAUAUCGAGGCUUAGGCAGCGCAUUCACAACAAUCUUCCGUCAAGAAGGCUUUCGAGGACUCUACAAAGGCGUCACACCAAAUGCUUGGGGUUCUGGAAGUGCUUGGGGAUUUUAUUUCCUUUUCUACAACACAAUCAAAGGAUGGAUAAAUGGUGGAAAUGCAACAACACCACUCGGACCGUCACUUCAUCUUCUUGCUGCAAGUGAAGCUGGAAUUCUUACACUUUUAAUGACAAAUCCAAUUUGGGUUGUAAAGACAAGGCUUUGCUUGCAAUAUGACAACAACGUUGAUCCGAAAUGUGAUAAACGUUAUCGUGGCAUGAUCGAUGGAUUAAUGAAAAUUUAUCGAACGGAAGGAUUUCGUGGACUCUACAGCGGAUUUAUUCCGGGAAUGUUGGGUGUUUCUCAUGGCGCAAUUCAGUUUAUGACCUACGAAGAGAUGAAAAACGCAUAUAACGAACACCGAAAAUUGCCAAUCGACAGUAAACUGACAACAGCUGAGUAUCUCACAUUCGCUGCUGCUUCAAAGCUGAUUGCAGCUGCCACAACAUAUCCUUAUCAGGUGAUACGGACGCGUCUUCAAGAUCAGAAUCACACCUACAAAGGAACGUGGGACUGCAUCAAGAAAACGUGGAGGUACGAAAGAAUGCCCGGUUUUUAUAAAGGCCUUGCGCCAUAUCUCGUUCAUGUUACGCCAAACAUUUGCCUCGUUAUGUUAAUCUACGAGAAGUUUACAAGAAACUAAUUUAAAAUUAGUUUCGCAUGUCCAAUCAAAGCCGCAAAACUUUCUCAAGUAAAACAAACAAGCAAAAAAAGUUUAAAAAGGAAAAUAAAAUAAACUUUUCUAUUUUGAUACUCAAAACAAUUCUUAGCAACAGUUUAAGUUAGGAGAAAAAAGAAAAUUUAAAAUUACUUUCCAAUCCCCUUUUCCAAAUGUUAUUAAAAUAUGAAAAACAAAAGAAAAGAAAAUGAAAGAAAAUUUGUAGCGAAAAAAGACGAAAGAUCCAAAAUUAAUCAUUUGAAUUAAUAUCAAAACAUAUUUAAGUAGUGUUGUCUUAUUAUUAUUAUUUUUAUUAUUAUUAAUUGAAUUAAGUUUAUUUUCUUACUUCAAGUUUUGCUUUCUUUCUACGUCUUUUAAAUUUUUUUCUAUUCUUUUCUUUCAAACAUUUAUAACUUUUCAUAUGAUAAUGUGUCCGACUUACAAACCUUAACUAAACAUAUUUAUAUUGUUAGUUGUUAGAAUAUUAAGCAAACAUCUACAGAAAAAGAAGAAAAAUCAUAAUUAAGUAAUAAACAUUUGGAACAAGUUACAGGAAAGUUAAAAAAGUCAUGAACUUAAAACUAAAACAAAUGAAAAGUUUUCAUCUCGAAAAUAUUUUAAGACAUAAACAAAGAAUUCUUCUCUCGUUUAAUUACUUAAGUAACGUGCAAGAAAGUUCAAGAAUAUUUUUAUUUUUAUCUGAGUGCUAUUUUUAAUGAGUGUUUUUAUCACUUGACAAUAGCACGUCUGAUUCAAAUGAGUACUUGCGCGUGCUAAGUAUAAAAGAUUAUCAACAUUCUUCAUUAUCAACAAAAAUUAAAUAAAAAAUAGACAAGAAGAAGAAGAAAAGACGCAAACAAUUAACUGACGUUGAACUCUUUUAUUUUGGAUUAAAACCUGCCUGAUAACAGCAACGUUGGAUUUACCUGAUAAGACACGAAAUAAAAAACUGAAUUGUGAUGUUAAAAUUUAGAUAAAAAUGUGUCAGAUGAAGAAACUGAUACAAGAACAAACUAACAAAUAAAUUUAAGCGAGACAUUUGUAAUUGAUUAGAAUGUCAAUGAAAGUAAACUGAAAAAAUGUCUUUUUAUUGCACUUUUACCUCUGGCAAGUUAGAUUCUGCUUUCGGUGAAAUUUAUUUAAAAUUUUUAAAGUUAAAAUUGUGUCUUCACAAUCGAGAUCUUAAAUAUCUUCAAUUUAAUAAUUAUCAAGACAAAUAAGAGUGGAUGUGAGAUGAAGCAUCGAAAAGAAUCUGUUUGCUUAAGGUAAGCAAUAAAAAUAUAAAUUUUUUGUGUGCUCACUUCAUUCUUUAUCAUUUUUAAUUAUUUACAUUUGUCACCAUUGAACAACAUCUGCUUGAAGUUUAUUUUUAACAUCAAACUUUUCUGUUGCGUUUUAAAAGGUUCAUGUCAAAAAUAUGAAUGCCAAUCAUUAGAUAAAUGUUUAAGUAGAUGAAAUAUUAGUUAAGAUUAUAAUAAUUUAGAGUUAGAUUAUUGACAUCAAGGGAGAGAAGGAAAGUUUCAAGACACUUCCAACAUAUUUCAAGAUAAAAAGGAACCUUGAACCUCAUUAUCACAGUUGUAAUAAAAUUUCUAUCUUAUAAGCUUUUUAUUCCUCACAAUAUUUUUCCCAUAAAUGUGGAAAAUUUCUUACAUCAAACAUGACAUAAACUUACAGCGUUUCAGAAGUCAUGAGUUCUUCAUCACGAGCAUGAUUUAUGAGUUCAUGUGAAUGAAAGCUUUAGGCCUCUCGAAUGUCAUAAAAACGAGUAAUGUAGAAAGCAAAUUUGUUGAACGAACACUUUACAAGAUUUUCCUUCAACAAAUUCUUUAACAAACAUAUUUAACACUGCUUAUAAGUGUUGCGUUUUAAUCUUUUUUUUUCUAUUUUUUAGCAUCGAAAUAUUUCACUCUCAUUUUAGAUUUACAUAUAAGAAAAAAAAUGUCGCGAAUCGAUUAGCAUAGAAAGUGGUAAAUAAUUUAUUAACAUUUUCAUUUUUCUUUCUCUUUUCCCUCCUGCCAUUUAAAAAUGGAAAAUCAUUUUUAGAUUUGAAGGUUGGCGUGGAUUUUAUAAGGGACUGAAGCCUAAUCUUACAAGAGUUGUGCCAGCUUGCUGUAUAACAUUUGUGACAUAUGAAAACAUAUCGCAUUAUAUGUUGACGCAGCGAAAAGCAAGAGAGAUGACUGAAAUCAAAAAAGAAUCCUAAAAUUCUUAUACACAAAAACCAAACCAAAGAUGACGAGAAAAUUCACCAAAAGAACAAAAUUAAAAUUCAUUUUCCUCGUUAGAUUUUUUCCGACUUAAUUGUGAAAGAUAAUCAAAUGAAGAAUUUAUUAAAUCUGUGAUUGCAUUUAGUUCCUUCAAAGAUGAAUAAUUUUAACUAAGUUUAAUUCAUCAAUUUUUGUUAUCUUUGGAAAUUAUCUUAAAGAGAAAUGAAAAUGAAUUUUAAUCAUAAAUUUGAAACUUUUAUGUUGUUAAAAACGAAUCACAAUUUGGUAAAAUAAGUCGACUUAUAAUAAAAAUACUUAUUUCCUUCCAGGAUUUUAUCGUCUUCUAAAUAUUUUAAGAAAUUUGAUAAAUGAAUUAAAAGUUCAAUAACUAAUUAAAUUUUCUUGUGUUUCAGAUGAAAGAAACUUAGUUUGCUUCUUCCAUUAUCAUCACCAUCAUCAUCAACCUUCAUUUACACUUUCAACCGCUUUUUGGUUUGUAAUUAAAUUAAUAAAAUUACUUAAUAAAGAAAUUUUUUCUUUUUU